AUGUUAACUAAUUCAUUAAAAUGGUCAUGUCAUAUUACUACAGACAUAAAGAAAAGUAUACUUGUGCAACUAUUCAAAUUUGGGAACAAUGUAUCUGAAAUUGAAUUUACUAAAGUACUAGAAGAACUUCAAACAGUUUCUUCAGACUGGACAGAAAAAAAAGUUAAAAUAACAUCCAAUAAUUCAUCAACUUACAGAGCAAUUAUUAGCAAUGUUACAAAAAUAACUUCUUCUGACUCAUAUCUUCAGAAAAUUAUAUCAACUAUUCUUCAAAAUAAUCUAUUAGCAUUUGUGAAAAGAACAACUAUUACUUUCCAAAUUGAAGGUGCAUAUGCAAUUAUUAAAAUAUAUCUUUGUACAUUAGCAGGAGAUUAUUGUAAUGUCUAUAUAAAAAUUUCUUUAGCAGUAAAAAAUCAAAAAAAAGAAAUAGAUAUUAUGGCAGCAUCAGAAAAAAUUUGCUUUCCAAUUUUUGCUCAAAAUAAUUCCUUAUAUGAAAAUAUUAAGAAUAAAGUUUUAACUUUUGUUCUUAAAAAGAUGAAAGAGCAGUAUCAGAAGAUUAUACAAGAAUCUUUUUACUGUCCUCUUUUGCAAACUUUACAAGAAAGGUAUGAAGAAUGGCCAGAACACCAGCAAGCAACUGCUUAUAAAAAAUUAAACAGCAUUAUUAAUAUCUCAACAGCAGUUUUGCAGAAUUCUCAAGUUGUUUAUACUAAAGAAAGACCUUCUGGUUUCUCUAAUCACAGAACAGAUAAUUUAACCAAAAGAAAUCUUUUUAGGUUUGAAUUAAUAGAACAUAGA
Molecule: messenger RNA, 798 nt
Organism: Cetraspora pellucida
Lineage: Eukaryota; Fungi; Glomeromycota; Glomeromycetes; Diversisporales; Gigasporaceae
Source: the annotation of a GenBank genome assembly